This is a messenger RNA of Panonychus citri (citrus red mite), 1897 nucleotides long. Its product is annotated as atlastin-2-like. The coding region runs from base 116 to 1393 and encodes 425 amino acids. The transcript is spliced from 2 exons. The record is from RefSeq and is a predicted model, not a curated record. Gene Ontology annotation, molecular function: GTP binding; GTPase activity. NCBI's taxonomy places the organism in Eukaryota, Metazoa, Arthropoda, Arachnida, Trombidiformes, Tetranychidae.
GAAAAACCGAUUAGACUUUUUUGGAAAAGUUUUUUGUUUUGAUUUUUAAAUUAAAAAUUUUUUAAUUUUUGAAUCUUGUUUUACAAAUUGUGACCUUUGUACCUAUUGAAUUAAGAUGAACAAACCUUUGAAAGUAUUUUGUUUUAAUUCGCUAUGGAAUACAUUUGUUUUCGAUGAGAAACUUUACUCUCAGUGGUUAUCAUCAUUCGAUGUAGAGCUAAGAGAUUUACCUGUUGCUAUUGUUUCCAUUGUCGGUGAUGCGAGAAAAGGAAAAUCUUUUCUAUUGAACUUUUUCCUUCGAUAUUUACAACGACACGACCAAGAAGAUUGGAUUGGUGAUCUGGAUGAACCAUUAAGAGGUUUCUCAUGGAGAGAUGGCGUUGAGAGAGAUACUGUUGGGAUCGUUUUAUGGCCUAAACCUUUUGUAUUGACUCGAAAAGAUGGUUCAAAAAUUGUUGUUAUUUUAAUGGACACUCAGGGUUUUUAUGAUGAUCACACAAAGCACGAUACAGUCCGCGAAUUUUUCACCAUUUCAACGAUUAGUUCAUCGAUUCUAAUCUAUAAUCUCAAUGGAAACAUCCAAUCAAAUGAUUUAAUAAAUUUAUCCGAAUUCAGUGAAUAUGCUAAAGUUUAUGCUGGUGAAGCCAAAAUAGAAAAUGGAAUUGAGGCCUUUCAGCAAUUGUUGUUCGUGAUCCGAGAUUGGUCUAAUCGUAAGGAAUUUGAAUUUGGACUCAAAGGAGGAUAUGAUUUCUUGGAAUACAAGAAAGAAAGUCAGAAAGAUAAAUUCUGUUCUCUAUGGGCCAAAUUGGAGAAGUGUUAUUUGGACAUUGAUUGUUGUUUGUUACCUUCGCUUGGAGACAAAGCUGAAGAUCUCGAUUUCAAUGGAGAAAUAAGUAAAUUGAAACCUGAAUUUGUCAAAGCUCUCAGAGAAUUAGUUCCAUCACUAUUAGCACCAGACACAAUUGUCACUAAAUCAAUUGGAGGAGAGGAAGCUCAAUGUUGGCAAGUCUUAAAGAUCUUCAAGAAAUUGGCAAAAAAUAAAGUUAUGGAAUCUAAGAAAUCGCAAUUUAUAAAAAACGGCCCCAUCAUCAUUGAGGCUUUUGAUGAUUCCAAAACAUUUUUCCAUGCCUUAUUUCCUGGUAAAACGUUUGAUCUUGCACUGAUACUGGCUAUUCAAAUGUAUGACAACAGAACAGAUUUAAUUUAUGAUGAUCACGUGUCUUCUAAACGCGCGGAGUUAAUUGUUUACUGUGAACGUAUUCGAGAUGAGGCCAUCAAAAAGAACGAAGCUUCCACCAGUAGGCCAAGAAAUAUCGAUUGGCUCAAAGUGAGCGGAGUCGUAGCCACAAUCGCCUUUACUGUAGGGAAACUGAUCUUGCUAAAGAGACUAUGAGUUUUUAAAACUAACACUCAUUUGAAAGCCAGAGAGAUAAAUGACUCGAUAUAAAUACUCCCCUUGGGAAAUUUUACAGAAACUGAUUAAAUUUUGAUAACACUUUCAAUCGGAGCUUUUCGGGGAGUUUUAUAAAUAAACACUCGAUGGAUCAAAAACAAUCCAUAAAGGAGAUACAUCAAAUCUUUCAUAAUGAAAACUUUCGAGUCAAAAUAUAAGUUAAAUUGUCAAUCUCCUCAUUAGGAGCAGAAUCUAUUUGACCAAUUCUGACAAAAGACGAUAAAUUGUCACUCGACAAAGCUCAUACGUUUGCAUUACAUCUAAAGUUAAUUGUAAACAUUAAUGACUAGCAAAUGAUAAUCAAAUGUUCUGACGAUUGAAACAAUUGAACAAAGUAUUCAAUUGUGUAGCAGUUUAAUUUUAUUAGGCACUCCGAGCCUUUUUUUAGCCCUUCAACAAUGAAACCUAAACUUAUUCAAACAAACAAUUAAAUUGAUUAGUUUC